AUGCUCUCCUUCUGCCCCUACUGCAGCAAUAUGCUCCUCAUCUCUCAAGGUGAAGACAACUGCAACAAGCUAUACUGUCCCACAUGUCCGUACGAGUUCCGUGUGCAGGGAUUCCAGAUGUACGACCGUAAGGUUCUUCCGAGAAAAGAGGUGGAUGACGUUUUGGGAGGAGAUGGCGCUUGGGAUAAUGUGGACCAGACAGCCACGCAGUGUCCUGUGGAUUCGUGUGGAAACGACAAGGCCUACUUUUUCCAGCUCCAGAUUCGGUCUGCGGACGAGCCCAUGACUACGUUUUACAAGUGUACGAUGUGUCUGCAUCAGUGGAGAGAGAACUAA
This is a messenger RNA of Australozyma saopauloensis, 336 nucleotides long. It is a transcript of the gene RPC11, whose product is annotated as DNA-directed RNA polymerase III core subunit. The record is from RefSeq and is a predicted model, not a curated record. The transcript has a single exon. Gene Ontology annotation, cellular component: RNA polymerase III complex. Gene Ontology annotation, molecular function: nucleic acid binding; zinc ion binding. The coding region runs from base 1 to 336 and encodes 111 amino acids. Lineage: Eukaryota; Fungi; Ascomycota; Pichiomycetes; Serinales; Metschnikowiaceae. Gene Ontology annotation, biological process: termination of RNA polymerase III transcription; DNA-templated transcription.